AAUUCUACAGUGGAGUACUGAUGUUGACUGAGGGUGUGAGAACUGAAAACUAAACUGAGAAAGAGAGCAAGAAAAAUAAACACAGAGAGAGAUGGGGAGAGGGAAAGUGGAAUUGAAGAGAAUCGAGAAUAAGAUAAACCGGCAAGUGACCUUUUCGAAACGACGGCUCGGUCUGUUCAAGAAAGCUCAGGAGCUCUCUGUGCUCUGCGAUGCCCAAGUUGCCCUUAUCGUCUCCUGCAGCCGCGGCAAGGUCUUCGACUUUGCCAGCACCAACGAUGUAAACGAAAUUCUCAACCGGUACCAACAAAGCUGCUAUUCCUCACAAGACAAUGUUGCUGAGAAUGAAACACAGAACUUAUAUCAAGAAGUCUCAAAAUUGAAAGUCAAAUAUGAAUCUCUUCAGCGUUCGCAAAGGCAUUUUCUUGGAGAAGAUCUUGAAAAACUUCGUCUGAAAGAAUUGGAAAAUCUUGAGAAACAGCUUGACAGAACUCUUUCACAAGCUAGACAAAGGAAGACAUUUCCUGGUUUAUAUAUGCAGAUGCAGAUGAUGUUAGAUCAAUUAGAAGCACUACGCAGAAAGGAGAAUGAUCUUGAAGAGAUACAUAAUCAGCUAAAAUCUGAGCUUGAAGAAAGGGAAAAACAUAGCGACAAUGAUAAUGAUGAAGCAUUAAUUCAAGGUCGUCCAGGAGGAGAGCCUACUAUAGCUUCUAGAGCUUCUCAUGAAAACAUUUCUACUAAAACGCGCUCUGCGCGCAAAUGCUAAUCAGCAAGAGCCCACCUUACACUUAUGAAUAUGUUCGGGCGUGAUUCAGCAGCUGCAACCAAUUAGGGCCUUGGCAAUUUGGCAUCCCUGAAAUUAUUCAUGUAUUGUAUCUUACAGCAAUUAAGUUGCAUGCAGGUAUAUAUAUAAUGUGUAAUUUAAUCAAUGUGGCUUCCUGGCCUUUUUGAGUAGGGUCAAAUCAGUAUAUAGGGGAUUAUAAGGCACUUAAUAAUUCGUAAACUAGUCCAGAAAAAAAAAAUUGUAAACAAGAAAUGAUAUAUUAUUGGAUUUCAUUGGAUGCUCAUGACCUAGCUAGGUUAGGUGACUUGGGUCAUUCGAGUUUGUCUCAGUUUUUAGCAUUCUGUCCAAGAACUUUGUUACAGUGGAAAGC
Molecule: messenger RNA, 1151 nt
Organism: Rosa rugosa (rugosa rose)
Lineage: Eukaryota; Viridiplantae; Streptophyta; Magnoliopsida; Rosales; Rosaceae
Product: agamous-like MADS-box protein MADS3
Exons: 9
Coding region: 92-763 (223 amino acids)
Biological process (GO): positive regulation of transcription by RNA polymerase II
Cellular component (GO): nucleus
Molecular function (GO): protein dimerization activity; DNA-binding transcription factor activity, RNA polymerase II-specific; RNA polymerase II cis-regulatory region sequence-specific DNA binding
Source: RefSeq, a predicted model, not a curated record